AUGGGUGCUUUUACUACAUUUAAAUCGUCCUCUGUCGGUGAAAGUGGUGAUAUCCUUGAAAUUCCUUCAACUUUCUUAAAGGACCCCUUUGCAAAGUUCUGCAGACAAUACAGUUUUUCCUCUGAUUCGGGUUUCGUAACAAAAUCUAAUUCAAGAACUUCUAUGAAAAGCAUUCAAGUGUCGUUGAAGGAUAUUCCACAAGUCGACAGAUUCGUUGAACAGUCGAAAAGCAUUCGAAAUUCUAGCGAAAUUGACACAUUUUAUUCCUGGGAAGAAAGAAAUAGCUCUGUAUCGACUAAAGAAAAGCCUUUUAUCACUGAGAUGGGCAGUCUAUCAGCCCAUGCUCUUGUAAGUGCAUUCAAAUGUCGUUACCAGCAGUCUUCUCGAAUUAAUGCCCCUUCUGAAGUAGCUCUGGAUUCAAUAACCCAUGAAUCUCUAACUCUCCAGCGUUCUUCCUUUAUCCACGAUCUUCUCCUUUCGCAUUUUGGUGUUAUUUCCACUCGAUUUUAUUGGCACCAGAAAGAGGGAGAAUCUCUAUUAAAGGGGGCUUUUGUUUGGUGUGGUGACCCUUUGGAUGUCCUCGCCUUCAAUUCCACUCACGGCAGUCUUUCCUCCCUAUUGGAAUCCCACCUGUAUUCGGCUACGUCUUUUCGUCGUCUUGAUUGGCUGGCCUCAAGGUCUUUGCUAGGAUGUGAUUUGGGAGAUACUGAUGGCUACCAUGGCAACGUUUGGAGCGCAUUGAAACAGGGCUUGAGUGAGUGGUUGCGCGUCUACGCGACCACGCUGGAACGCGCGGUAUUCGCUGGGCGUCGACGCCAACAACGUGGUGGAGCAGAAUUGCUGGAGCUGACUCAGUGCCUUCAGCUCAUGAUGAGAAAUAUGCUUGCGGUGGCACAUGCUUUUGGAGUGUCUCCAGUCUCGUUGCGAGAUAACACUGAAGAGAUCCAGGUCCAGCACCUUUCUGGGGUACGUCUUCUUGCUUGGUUUGGUCGUCAAGUCAUCACCAGUUCUCCAAAUACUUCAAGGAGUUUGGAAUUCAUCUUUCAUCGCGCUGUGACUCCUUUCAUUCGGUUUUUGCACUUGUGGACCACAGUUGGUGUCAUUGACGAUCCUCACAAUGAGUUCUCUAUUGCCUUUAAUUACCGAUUUUUGCACCGAAAAGAUGCUAAUUUCUGGCGAUAUGCAGUCCACUACCAGUCAUCAGAACAGUCAGCAGGCGAAUGUCUAACUUUACGAAAGGAGUCAAGCAAGCAGAACGGAGCUUUAUUUGGCCUUGUUCCUUAUUCCACUGAGGCUAUGAUUCUUCGUUGUGGUCUUUCUGUGCAUCUCAUUCGUUCCAUCGCACCGAAUGUAAGCCUCAGUUGCACUCAAUUGUUGGCACAAUCCUUUCGCCCUUUAUCGAUAUUGUUUAGUCUCAUUAUGUCUAUCCUAAAAGGAUGGUUUAAUGUUGGCAGAUGGUAG
Rodentolepis nana is the source of this 1461-nucleotide messenger RNA. NCBI's taxonomy places the organism in Eukaryota, Metazoa, Platyhelminthes, Cestoda, Cyclophyllidea, Hymenolepididae. The record is from the annotation of a GenBank genome assembly.